Macadamia integrifolia is the source of this 2076-nucleotide messenger RNA. RefSeq names its product probable calcium-binding protein CML21. The record is from RefSeq and is a predicted model, not a curated record. The transcript has 6 exons. The coding region runs from base 1136 to 1825 and encodes 229 amino acids. Gene Ontology annotation, molecular function: calcium ion binding. Lineage: Eukaryota; Viridiplantae; Streptophyta; Magnoliopsida; Proteales; Proteaceae.
AAAAAAAGAAAAGAUAGUUAAUUGUCAUCACUCAAUCUCCAAGACUCCAACUCGAUUACAUUGGAAAGAUGAGUUGUGCACUUCAGUCAGUCUGUGCUAUGCGAUCUGAUUCGAAUGAGAUCAAAGGUUCCAUGCUGGUCUCCACCGGAUCCAUGGACUUCUAUACCUUUUGUACCAUCUCAUCUAGUUUUGGCAGUGGAUCAGAUGCAUUGGAAGACCACCAAUAAUAGUGUGGGCAGACUCCGUUGAACGGUGGUUAUGGUUUAUAACUACAUAGUUUUUAUUUUUUUUUGGUAGAUAUAUAGUGAUGCCCAUUUUUGUUCAUGCAAAGUUCACAAGAUUUAUUAAGAGAAAUCAUCAAAACCAACAUCUGUGAACAAGUAAAAGUUCUUUCAGGGAUUCCAAUCUUGCUUUUGGAGCGAUUGCAACAUUUAAUCUCCCUUUCAGUAUAUUAGAAACAUGAACUAACAAGUCAAAUACCAUAAUCUUGCCUGUAUUGAAUUGAGUUGAGCUAACUUUAGGCCAUCUGAGGUUAUUAUUAAUACAUCCUCCUCUUUCGCAUUCCAAAGCUUCAAUGCCUCUAUCAUUCCACAAGUUUCCGCUUCUAAUUCCAAGUUUUGCGGUCCAAGCUGCACAGAUGUAGAGGAUAGGCCUUCCGACCACCAGUUGUUCAUUACAGUUGAGGAUUCUAUUUGGGAUUACACCCCACUUCAUAAGCGUAUACGUGGUGGGUGCAGCAUAACUUUUGGUGAAGACUCCAAAGUUUGCUGAGGGUAUCCAACAAACCCAUCUUUCCUUGCCACCAAUUUUGGAAGGAACCCUUUUCAAGUUUCAACCCAUUCUUACUCCUCAUCCAGCUCAUCGUGAGAGACAACAAACCUCAGCGUUUCAGUCAGGAGCGCAAUCCUCUGGAGAACUCAAAGCUUAACAGGAAAAGAAGAAACCCACUUGUUUAUUAUAUGGAGGUUUAAUUCGAGGAAGCUGGAACAAAUUCCGGUCUUCACUCAGCUUAUUUGUUGCCUGAUGAAUUUUCUUCUAUCAUAUGUGUGAAGAUUACCUGAGUAAAGGGUGGAAAAAACAAACCAGGUAAAUAUUUGAUCCAUAUCCUGCAUUCUGUUCAUUUUACUGACCUACAAUGGGAGGAGUAGUGGGAAAAGAGGCCUCUCCUAGAAAGGGUUGGAUUCCAGAAACAAAGCUUGAGGCCAAAAUGGUGAAAGCAAUGCAGAGAAGAGAAUCUGAAGGAACUGGAAUGAGAUCGUUUAACAGCAUUAUCCUGAAAUUCCCAAAAAUUGACGAAAGCUUAAGGAAAUGCAAAACCAUUUUUGAGCAAUUUGAUGAGAAUUCAAACGGCACAAUAGAUCCAGAAGAGUUGAGGCAUUGUUUUCACAAACUGGAGAUAACUUUCACCGAGGAGGAGAUCAUUGAUCUCUUUGAGGCAUGUGAUAUCAAUGAGAACAUGGGUAUGAAGUUCAAUGAGUUCAUUGUUCUCCUCUGCCUUGUCUAUCUUCUCAAGGAUGAUCCAGCAGCUCUUCAUGCUAAAUCUCGGAUGGGAUUGCCAAAUCUGGAGGCAACAUUUGAAACAUUGGUUGAUACAUUUGUUUUCUUGGACAAGAAUAAGGAUGGCUAUGUCAGUAAACAGGAGAUGGUGCAGGCAAUAAAUGAAACUAAUUCAGGGGAAUGUUGUUCUGGUCAAAUAGCCCUGAAGAGAUUUGAGGAGAUGGACUGGGAUAAAAAUGGAAUGGUGACCUUCAAGGAAUUUCUUUUUGCUUUUACCCGUUGGAUUGGGAUUGAUGACAUGGAUGAAGAUGGAGAGGAGAAAGUUUAAGUUGGAAUCAGCGAUUCACGCAAUUUCAAGAAACUUUCUACUACAUCUUGUGGUUGGUUCUAUGAGCUAGUCAUUACUCAGUGGUCAAGCUUUGAUAUGAGGUUAUGGUCAAGCUUUGAUAUAAGGUUAUGGCUUGCUUGCAUAUCCAAUAAUGGAUGAGCAAAACCUCUUGAAUCAGUGCCACCAAUUCUCCCUCUGGUUUGAGAAUUUUAUUGUAAAUAUUAUUCAAGGAGAGUAUAGAUUUUUGAAUC